AUGGAAGGAAGAGAAAAUCAGACGUAUGUGACUCACUUCAUCAUCCUAGGAUUCCAAAAUCUAAAGAAUCUGCAGAUCCUUGUUUUUCUUGCAUUCCUUGUUAGUUAUAUUGCAACAAUGGUAGGAAAUCUUCUUAUUGUUGUGACUGUGGUGGUUGAUCACCAUCUUCACACUCCUAUGUACUUUUUCCUUGGUAAUCUGUCUUGCUUAGAAAUCUGCUACAGCUCAACCCUCAUGCCUAUUUUAUUGACCACUCUAUUGAUGGAUGGAAAGACCUUAUCAUUCAGCAGCUGCUUCUUACAAUUAUUUCUUUUUGGCUAUUGUUUAGGGGCAGAAUGCUAUCUGCUGUCUGUGAUGUCCUAUGACAGGUAUUUAGCCAUAUGCAGGCCACUGCAUUAUGCAACAACUAUGAGCACCAGGAAAUGUGUCCAGUUAGCAUCAUUGUCCUGGACAAACGGCUUCAUAGGUAUUUCUAUAAUAAUGGUCGCAAUGCUACAGUUAACAUACUGUGGUCCUAAUGAAAUUGAUCAUUACUUCUGUGAUUCGGUUCCACUUAAAAAGCUUGCCUGCAGUGACACAGAUGUGGUUGAGCAUGUUAAUUUAGCACUGUUAUUUGUUUACACCAUGCCUCCAUUUCUGCUGACCCUCACAUCCUAUAUAUAUAUUAUAAGGGCCAUCCUAAGAAUCCCAUCCACUGCUGGGAGACAAAAGGCUUUUUCUACGUGCUCUUCUCAUCUCAUUGUUGUUUCUACUUAUUAUGGGUCUUUGAUAAGUGUCUACCUCUUACCACAGUCCUCUUCAAUGAACAAAGUUUUUUCUCUUCUGUACACAGUCCUUCCCCCUCUGGUCAAUCCACUCAUAUAUAGCCUGAGAAACAAAGAGGUAAAGAGGGCCUUCAGAAAGUUGACAAAAAGGAUAGUAACUUUAACAAUAUUUCAAAUUAUGCUACUUAACCUUGUUAGUGUUAAAAAUAAGUAG
Varanus komodoensis (Komodo dragon) is the source of this 978-nucleotide messenger RNA. Its product is annotated as olfactory receptor 6C4-like. Gene Ontology annotation, biological process: G protein-coupled receptor signaling pathway. Gene Ontology annotation, molecular function: olfactory receptor activity; G protein-coupled receptor activity. NCBI's taxonomy places the organism in Eukaryota, Metazoa, Chordata, Lepidosauria, Squamata, Varanidae. The transcript has a single exon. Gene Ontology annotation, cellular component: membrane. Bases 1 to 978 code for a protein of 325 amino acids. The record is from RefSeq and is a predicted model, not a curated record.